Messenger RNA from Atta colombica, 2711 nucleotides. RefSeq names its product probable ATP-dependent RNA helicase DDX17. The record is from RefSeq and is a predicted model, not a curated record. The transcript has 8 exons. Gene Ontology annotation, molecular function: ATP binding; RNA binding; RNA helicase activity. Lineage: Eukaryota; Metazoa; Arthropoda; Insecta; Hymenoptera; Formicidae. Gene Ontology annotation, cellular component: nucleus; cytoplasm; ribonucleoprotein complex. Bases 110 to 1831 code for a protein of 573 amino acids.
GGAGUCGCGUUGUCUGACGUUCCGUAUGUGAGUUACCGCGGGCCGUUUGUUCUCGAGUGACAUUAUUUAACAAUAAACAAACGAAGUCGUUUACGCGAAAAGUGUAAAUAUGGGCCGCUAUAGGAGUCGCAGUCGUGAAAGGGACAGACGACGCAGAUCACGCACUCGUUCGCGGAGUAGAUCUCCACGUGACAGGAGGAGCUGGGGUGGCAGCGGUGGACGAGACAGACCCUCUAGUAGUCGCAACAGUCGUGGACAACCAGGCGCGAAUUUAAGGAAACCACGAUGGGAUCUCAACCGACUGGAGCCCUUCAAGAAGGAUUUCUAUGUUCCUCACAACGCAGUGCAAAAUCGAGAUCCCCGGAUCGUGGAACAAUACAGAGCCGAGAAGGAAAUCACUCUUAGAGGCAAAAACAUUCCGAAUCCUGUUUUUGACUUUGACGAGGCGGGUUUCCCAGAUUAUGUUCUAAGAGAGAUCAAAAGACAAGGUUUUAGUGAACCUACAUCGAUCCAAGCACAAGGAUGGCCGAUCGCACUAAGCGGACGGGACAUGGUAGGCAUUGCAUCUACAGGAUCUGGGAAAACAUUAUCUUAUAUACUGCCUGCGAUAGUUCACAUCAACAGCCAACCGAAAUUAAGUCGUAAAGAUGGACCUAUUGCUUUAGUAUUGGCGCCUACACGAGAGCUUGCCCAACAGAUUCAACAAGUCGCUGAUGAUUUUGGACAUUCAUCGGGAAUUAGGAACACUUGCCUAUACGGUGGAGCGCCGAAAGGUGCUCAAGCCAGAGAUCUGGACGGAGGUGUAGAAAUAGUCAUAGCUACACCUGGUAGAUUACUGGAUUUUCUUGAGUCCGGCAAGACAAAUCUGAAAAGAUGUACAUAUUUGGUAUUAGACGAAGCUGACAGAAUGUUGGAUAUGGGAUUUGAGCCACAAAUUAGAAAAAUCAUAGAACAAAUUAGACCAGACAGGCAGACAUUAAUGUGGUCAGCUACGUGGCCUAAAGAAGUAAAAAAUUUAGCCGAAGAUUUUCUUAAAGAUUAUGCUCAAAUCAAUGUUGGUUCAUUACAACUUUCAGCAAAUCAUAAUAUAUUGCAAAUAAUUGAUGUAUGUCAGGAUUAUGAAAAAGAGAAUAAAUUAAGUACUCUAUUGAAGGAGAUAAUGGCAGAAAGUGAGAAUAAAACUAUAGUAUUUAUCGAAACAAAGCGUAGAGUGGAUGAAAUUACGAGAAAAAUGAAACGCGAUGGAUGGCCAGCGGUUUGUAUUCACGGCGACAAGACGCAGCAAGAACGAGAUUGGGUUUUACAAGAUUUCAGAUCAGGAAAAGCACCAAUCCUUGUUGCUACAGACGUUGCUGCACGUGGUCUUGACGUUGAAGACGUCAAGUUUGUCAUCAAUUUUGACUACCCCUCCUGUUCCGAGGAUUACGUUCAUCGUAUCGGUCGUACCGGCCGCCGACAGAAGACCGGCACGGCGUACACCUUCUUCACGCCUAACAAUGCCAACAAGGCUAAUGAUCUGAUACAAGUGUUGAAGGAAGCGAAUCAAGUGAUAAAUCCGAAGCUACUGGAGCUCGCCGAUAGUAAAGCUGGCGGCUAUGGCAGAAACAGAGGUGGAAGAAAUCGAUGGCGAUCACGAGGCGGAGGUGGAUGCGGUAGCGGUCGUAACGGAAAAGAACGCAGCUAUUCGCGAAGCAGAAGUCGAAGUUAUAGUAGAGAACGCAACGGCCGUAGCAGUCGACGAAGCUACAGUCGUAGUUACUCGCGGAGUCGUAGUCCCAUCAGCAAUCGUAACGAAGUUAUCGGCAAAAGUUAUUGGAGUAGCGAGAGAUGAUCUUCCAGCGGCGGUUAAAGAAUGUGUGUGUUGCAACGCAGGUAAUUUUUUCUUUUUUUUAUUUUCGAAAGAAGCGAUUGUAAUAAACGAGACUGUUUCAUCGAGACUGUUUCAUUCACUAUUCGCGAAAAACGACACUUCAGUAUCGAAUUUGGUGGAUGCACUACUAUUGUAGAUCAUCAAACUUCUUACGUAUAGCAGCUUUCAAUUUGCACUUCGUGUAUCAGGCCGCCGAAUUCGGCAGCCUGAUUGAUAAUAUAAUUAAUGUGAUGAUAUAAUCAGUGCGAUGAUAUAAUCAAUAGUUUGCUAACUAUAUAUACAUGAAUUUUUAAUGUCGUCUUCAGUAAUGCUGACCAUCGCUAUCUUAUAUAAGAAAAACUUUUAAUGUGAGUACACAAUACUGAAGUGUACUCAAACAGAGAUUUUAUUAUCUAUUUGCUAGUGAUAGAAUGGUGAAAUGUGUUAUUAUAUCUUUUACUUCCUUUUGCAUCCCCAUGCCGCAUCUAAUUUCUUCCUUUUUCAAUAUUAAAAAUAUACACCAAUUUAUAGAUUAGGCAAAUCCAUUAUAGCAAUCGACUGUUUAUACAUUUUUAUAAUGCUUACUCUCACGUUAAUCCUUAUACACUCAUCCGAUAAGAGUAAGAAAGAAUUAGAUUGACGUGAGCAAAUGAUGUAUAAAUCUAAUUAUUAUGCGAAUUAAACUUCCAGUGUAUAACAGUGUUUAAUUACGUAUAUUUGUAGAUUAUAAUAAAUUAUACUAUAUGUCUAGUACGCGCUUAUUUGUAAUUUAUCCGUCUGUAUUUUAGGCAAUUAUAACAAAUGAUAAUAACACUUGAUGUACAGUAUUUCAACGACGUGAUAAAUAAAUUCGUAAAUGUCU